AUGCCCGCCUCUCUGGAGACCUGCCUCUCCGACCUCGACUGCUCCAGCAGCAGCAGCAGCAGCACCAGCGGCAGCAGCAGCAGCGACCUGUCCGGCUUCCUCACCGACGAGGAGGACUGUGCCAGGCUCCAGCCGCCUGGCUCUGCCUCGGGGCCACCUGCGCCACCCCGCAGAGGCCCGCCCGGGAUACCCGGGGCGCCCGAUGCUCCAGGGGCGCAAGACGAGCAGGAGCGGCGGCGGCGCCGGGGCCGGGCGCGCGUGCGCUCCGAGGCGCUGCUGCACUCGCUGCGCAGGAGCCGGCGCGUCAAGGCCAACGAUCGCGAGCGCAACCGCAUGCACAACUUGAACGCUGCGCUGGACGCUCUGCGCAGCGUGCUGCCCUCCUUCCCCGAUGACACCAAGCUCACCAAGAUCGAGACGCUGCGCUUCGCCUACAACUACAUCUGGGCCCUGGCGGAGACACUGCGCCUGGCUGACCAGGGGCUACCCGGAGGCGGUGCCCGGGAACGCCUCCUGCCGCCGCAGUGCGUCCCCUGCCUGCCAGGGCCCCCGAGUCCCGCCAGCGACGCCGAGUCCUGGGGCUCGGGCGCCGCCGCCUCCCCCUGCGCCGCCGCCACUUCGCCACUCUCCGAUCCCAGCAGCCCCGCCGCUUCCGAAGACUUCGCCUAUGGCCCCAGCGAUCCCCUUUUCCCCUUUCCCGGCCUGUCCAAAGACUUGCUCCACACGACGCCUUGUUUCAUGCCCUACCACUAG
This is a messenger RNA of Loxodonta africana (African savanna elephant), 753 nucleotides long. It is a transcript of the gene NEUROG1, whose product is annotated as neurogenin 1. The record is from RefSeq and is a predicted model, not a curated record. Gene Ontology annotation, cellular component: nucleus. The coding region runs from base 1 to 753 and encodes 250 amino acids. Lineage: Eukaryota; Metazoa; Chordata; Mammalia; Proboscidea; Elephantidae. Gene Ontology annotation, molecular function: DNA-binding transcription factor activity, RNA polymerase II-specific; E-box binding; protein dimerization activity. Gene Ontology annotation, biological process: axon development; forebrain development; sensory organ development. The transcript has a single exon.